AUGCGUCAUCUGAGUCUGCAGGCGCCAGCCUUCCCCUCCCCUGACACCGCUCCAAACCAGCCCCACCCUCCCUGCCGCGGCUGUCAGGUCCUGGGCUGUGCCCGAAGCCUCCACACGGGUGUGGCCCGCGCCCUCGUUAAGGCCUGCCCCUCUCCCCAAGGUGCGCGGUGUAAACACACCAAAAAGCAAACACCAGGGCCGAGUGGGCGACGGAGGCGGUCGCCGUUCAGUGACGCCCCCUGUCGGGAGCACGCCGGGCCGGACACAGCGAAGAGGGGCUGCGCCUCGGACCUCGCAGCACUCAGUCUCCUAAGUGGGAGGAAUAACCUCACGCAAGUCAUCAAACAAGAGGACUUCAGUGUUGCAACGAAGGAAGAAAAAGGGCCCCUGAAAAGGCGACAUUCGCACUGCAGCGGCGCAGGGACCAGCCAGGCGGCUGAGGGCAAGGUCGUUUCCAGCAGCGGGAACCGCAAGGGCAAAGGCUCGGAGGGGGGAAUGGGCUCGAGUUCCAAGACGGCUGAAGCCAGCGCAAGUCGAGGAGGGACUGCAGGGCCGGCAGGGGUGUCCACAGGGCGACGGCGGCAGAAGCUCGGGAACCGGAACUGAGAGCGGGAUUGGCGAACUCGUCUGUGGAGGCGGGAACUGAGGGGCAGGAACCCCCAGGGAUU
Messenger RNA from Nomascus leucogenys (northern white-cheeked gibbon), 668 nucleotides. RefSeq lists its product as uncharacterized. The coding region runs from base 1 to 606 and encodes 201 amino acids. The record is from RefSeq and is a predicted model, not a curated record. The transcript has 3 exons. Lineage: Eukaryota; Metazoa; Chordata; Mammalia; Primates; Hylobatidae.